AUGGGCGACCACGUCCUCUUCUUCUACGGAACCCUAAUGGCCCCUCCCAUCCUCCACCGCGUAAUCCACGGCCACUCCACUCCAGAACCAUGGCAAAAGGCUCUCCUGACAAUCAAACCGGCAAUACUGCAUGGCUAUCGACGUCAUCGCGUCCGGUAUGCGGAUUAUCCGGGUAUUAUACCUACCACACCUUCAUCUUCGUCUGGUGCAGAUGAUGGUGAUGAUACUGCUGCUGGUGAGGCAUCUGUGCUAGGCACAGUAGUGUGGGGAUUAACAGACGGGGACGUGUAUCGAUUGGAUCGGUUCGAGGGGAGUGAGUAUGAGAAGAGGGCGGUUAGGGUGAGGGUUCUAAAUCAUCAGCAGCAGGGUGAGGGUGAGGAUGGUACCGGGGAGAUACAAGCGGUGUUAGGUGCAGCAGCGGAGACAGAGGGCAGCGGUGAGACCAAGGAAGGGGAGGAAGUAGAGGCCGUUACGUAUGUGUGGACUGCUGGAAAGGAGCGGUUAGAGAACGCGGAGUGGGAUUUUGAGGCGUUCAAGAGGGAUAAGAUGGCGUGGUGGGUGCAGGCGGAUGAGAGGGAUUGGUAG
Molecule: messenger RNA, 585 nt
Organism: Aspergillus luchuensis
Lineage: Eukaryota; Fungi; Ascomycota; Eurotiomycetes; Eurotiales; Aspergillaceae
Product: gamma-glutamylcyclotransferase family protein
Exons: 2
Coding region: 1-585 (194 amino acids)
Source: RefSeq, a predicted model, not a curated record